GGCAACAUGGCGGUCUCCUGCCUGCAGGACGAAGCUGUUGGCAUCUCCAGACUCCGUCCUCUAAGAGGGCCGGCAUGCGAUCGCGUGCUUCCUGUAGCGUCUCUAGUGCACUGACCGACACCCGGCUGCAGCUGAUUGACCUUGCGGCUCCCGGGACUUCUCCAGGAAUAAAAAUUGGUGUGCCUAGAAGCAGAUUUUAAAGGUGGUUGCUCCUCAGAACAUCUUUCGUCAUAUCAUCUGAUCAUCUUACACCACCAUGGCAGCAACAGCAUUAAAAUGGGUGAUAUCAAAGAGAAUUUUCUUGAAGCAUUUAUUUCCAGUUCAAAACGGAGCUUUAUCUGGUGUUUGUCAAAAAUCUACAUUUUCUUCUCUUCCAGAUGACUAUAAUUGCAAAGUAGAGCUCGCUUUGACUUCUGAUGGCAGAACAAUAGUGUGCUACCACCCUUCUGUGGAUAUCCCAUAUGAACACACAAAACCUAUCCCUCAACCAGAUCCUGUGCACAAUAAUGAAGAAACACAUGAUCAAGUGCUAAAAACCAGAUUAGAAGAAAAAGAGGAACACCUUGAGCAAGGACCCAUGAUAGAAAAACUUAGCAAAAUGUUCUUUACUACUAAGCAUCGUUGGUAUCCUCAUGGACAGUAUCACAGACGUCGUAAGAAAAUGAAUCCUCCAAAAGACAGAUGAUAUUGAGAUUCUUGGAAGAAUCAAAGAAAAAUGUUAUCCAGUGUCUCAUUUGCAAUUUGAGAAAAUGCAAUCUGGUGUAUUUACUAAUAUGUGAUAUGUAAAAUAAUAAUAAUAAAAUGUCUUUUCAUAUGUUAGAAUAUGUAUUUGUUAAUCCUGGACUUGACAUUUUUAUUUAGAGAAACUAUUUCAUCUUAUUUUCCUUUUGAGGUAUUAAAGGCUACCUCUUAUUUUUAUGUGUCUAGUAUGAAUAGUUUUACAUUAAGAGGCAAACAUUGUUAUUAGUAUAAAUAUGGUUAAUAAAAUACCCAUGCUUCUUUUGAAGACA
Messenger RNA from Sciurus carolinensis (gray squirrel), 1010 nucleotides. It is a transcript of the gene Mrpl42, whose product is annotated as mitochondrial ribosomal protein L42. Bases 257 to 685 code for a protein of 142 amino acids. Gene Ontology annotation, cellular component: mitochondrial large ribosomal subunit. The transcript is spliced from 7 exons. The record is from RefSeq and is a predicted model, not a curated record. Lineage: Eukaryota; Metazoa; Chordata; Mammalia; Rodentia; Sciuridae.